Messenger RNA from Amaranthus tricolor (Joseph's coat), 2663 nucleotides. Its product is annotated as mannan endo-1,4-beta-mannosidase 6-like. Gene Ontology annotation, molecular function: hydrolase activity, hydrolyzing O-glycosyl compounds. The transcript is spliced from 5 exons. The coding region runs from base 220 to 1563 and encodes 447 amino acids. The record is from RefSeq and is a predicted model, not a curated record. NCBI's taxonomy places the organism in Eukaryota, Viridiplantae, Streptophyta, Magnoliopsida, Caryophyllales, Amaranthaceae.
AACUCAAAAGAAAGUAAAGCAAUGAAUUUUGACAGUUUUCCAAGUGACGGAGGAGUCAAAAAGAAGCCAGAAUUGGCAACCGACAAAAUAAAGUGUUGUUAUUCUCUGGCCACACUUCCAUUUUCUACCUCACUAACAUUCCCACCUAAUAAACCCUUCAAUUAAUCCCUGUUGAGCCUCUAGCUGCACAUUUCUAGUCUGAGGAAGAACAACAGAAAGAUGAAGAUGAAUUCAGAAUGGAGAGAAAAAUUCGUGUACCCAUUUCUAGGAAUAGCCACAAUUACAACAAUUAUCUACCUUAAUUUCAAUGAUCAAUUCAAUUUCGAAUUUCCCAUUGUUUUUUGGCAGAAAAAGAUGGGUUUUGUUGGGGUGAAUUCCACCCAUUUUGUAAUCAUCAAUAAGCAUGAUCAUGAUCAGUUAAUGUAUGUAAAUGGGUGGAAUUCAUAUUGGUUGAUGGAGGAAAGUGUGUGGGGUCCAUCAAGAUCGAAGGUUUCUAAGAUGCUUAAGAAAGGUGCUGAAAUGGGGUUGAAUGUUUGCCGUACUUGGGGUUUUAGUGAUGGUCCUCGCCCUACUUCUUUGCAGAUUUCACCUGGUGUAUUCAAUGAAAGAGUGCUUAAGGGAUUGGAUUAUGUGAUAGUGGAAGCAAGAAAGAAUGGGAUUAGAUUAAUUCUUAGCCUAGUAAACAAUCUGAACGCAUUUGGUGGACAAGCACAGUAUGUAAAAUGGGCACAAGAAGCCGGAGUCAAUAUUACAUCAUCAGCUGAUCCCUUCUUUUCUAAUUCAGCUAUAAAGGGUUACUACAAAGAUUACAUCAAGGCUAUCGUAACAAGAAAGAAUUCCCUAAGCAGAGUUAGAUAUUCUGAGGAACCAGCUAUUUUUGCGUGGGAACUUAUAAACGAGCCACGAUGUGAUUCUAGCUCUUCUUCCAUUCUUCAGGCUUGGAUUACAGAAAUGGUGGCAUACAUUAAGAGUUUGGACCAAAAGCAUCUUGUUACCAUUGGUCUUGAAGGGUUCUAUGGACCCAACUCCGCAGAUAAAUCUAGAAUAAAUCCCGGAGAUUGGGCUGCUUUACUGGGUACUGAUUUCAUACAGAACUCAGCUCUUGAAGGAAUUGAUUUUGCUUCCGUUCAUGCAUACCCAGAUAGCUGGAUGCCACAUGCAAACACGACUGAAAAACUGGAUUUUAUUUCUCGAUGGUUAGAGUCCCAUAUCAGUGACGGAGAGAAGAUUCUAGACAAACCUGUUCUUUUUACCGAAGUUGGCUACCCAUUACAUGUCAAAGGUAACGAUGCUAAUUAUUCAGACUCUUUGCUUAAAAUGGUCUAUGGUAGUAUCUUUGAGUCGGCAAAAAAGGGUCAAGCAGGAGCUGGGGCCUUAAUAUGGCAAUUGUUGGUUGAAGGAAUGGAGGAAUAUGGGGAUAAGUUUUCUCUUGUAGCAUGGAAACACCCUUUUGCUUACAAACUGAUUGUGGAACAAUCAUGUAAGUUAAGGCGUAUUGUUAGGAAAAAGAAUUCGGCUGCAGCACUGAAUGGAAAAGAUCCUUGCUCGAAUAUUGUCACCUAGUUGACUGGCAUCAAGUGGAACUAAUCAUGCUAAAGCCUAUAAUACAUCGUUAGUUUCAUCACAACUUUCCGUGCUUGAUACUCGAGACCUUGGCAUAUGUUUCUUCACAAAAUCGUUUUAGAGUUUAGACUAGAGGUUUUUAGUCUUUUAUAUAGUAGUUGAAGUCUCGAGAACGAAGUUAGUUUAGGAUCAGGCGAAAGUGGAUUCAAUUGAAAAAAGCCGUAUUUGUCACCUUCAAUUUGAAGGUUGGUUGUUGCUUAGGAGGCGUUAGCGUAAAGGAGCUGUUUCUCUUGAAUCCAUUCAAAGAAUUGUUUGUUGAUCGCCGAGGAGAAAAUUGAGAGACGGGAAAGAAACUACAACACGAGAGUUUGUUGCUCGUAAGUUGCAGGCUUCUGGGUAGUUGCAGGUCUCUCUCUUGGAAGACCCUUCUCGAGCCGAGGGACUCUUUGACCGCACUCUCCUUUACGGGUAUGAGUUGCCGUCUUUCUUCCCUCCCCAAACCCUGACCAUAGUCUUUUUUGAGUGGGAUAUAUGGAGUAUGAUGAUGAUGAUGCUGUAUCAUAUCUAAUUAUACUAUACUUAAGUUUGGAUACAGUUAUGUGAAUCCUUGUAUUUUCUAGUAUAUUCCUCUUAAGCUUGUAUAGUUGUACACGUUGGAAGCUUAGAUCUUUUAGCACCAUUUUCAGUGAUAAGAAUGGCUCUUUUUCAUCCUAAGAAUGGUAGCUUGAACAUAAAUAGUUUGUGUGAAGAAAUAUUUUCUGGAUGAUAUCUUCAGCUAUAAGUUCUCAUAUGAAAUCUGCAGAUGGGGUUUUAUCUGUUCGUCAUUUACUCUUGAUUCACUUAGCAGAGACUUUAUUCUAUAAUCUUAAGGCCAUGCGUUCGAUUCCCUCUCUUCCAAGGGUCCCAGCCAGUGCAAGAUGGUUGAGUGUGUUGCUCGUAAAUUAAAAGGAAAUUAACUUGAACUAUCUUAACGCUUGAUAUGUUAUUGGUAUUAAAUGGUAGAAAUGAUAAUAAAAAUUUUUGGUAAUUUAACUAAAAAAAUCUCGUUUCAUGAAUAUUUAUACUAAAUUUUAUUUUCAUUACCACCAUUCAGUACCUAA